UGGUUGAUGUAGAUUCACCUAUCGAAGACUACCAAAAUGGGAGGAAAAAAGCAACCUGCAGCUCCUGGAGGUGCUGCUCCACAAGCAGAUAAGAAGACACAACAAGAUAAGAACAAGCCUGAUCCAAAGAAGCAAGGUGCUGGGAAGAGCGAUGACAAAAAUAAAGGAGGAGCAACACAAGGCAAAGCUGCUGGAGGGGCAAAAGCGAAUAAAGCUGGAGGCUCUACUUCUGACGCUGCCUUAUCGAAAAAGCAGGCGGCGGAAAAGAAGAGGCUGGCUGCACAGAAAGCAAACCAAGAUAAGGAGUCCGAAUAUCAGCGUAUGCUGAAUCCUGACUUUGAUGAUGACGAAGAAUUUGAAUCAUCCGAAGAAGAAGAAGCGGCGGGCGAGAAAACGACCCAGACCACUCCAGAGACACAGACUGACGAAGCACCUUCUGCUUCUAGCACCACAAGCAAAGAGCGAGUGAAUUUUGCCCCUGAAAAACGCAAUCUUCAGGUGAACCACAAAGCAGACCAUCAAAAGUUUACCAAGGAGAGCUUAGGGUCGGUUGCUCCGCCAGCAGCUGCCACGCGCGCGAGGAAAAGAGUGGUUGAGAAGAACGAGCAGAUCGAUUUGAGGAAACAAUUUGGAGAAGCUAGAGCCGAAUUGAAAAAGCUAGAAACUAAAGCUGCAGGAGUACCCAAAGGUUUGUCGAAUAAGGACAAGCGAACCUUCGAAAAACUAUCUCAGAAAGUCUUGGAUUUAGAAGACGAAGUCCAGCGUCUUGACGAAGAGGAAGGCGUCAAGACAGUCGUUGGCGAGAAUGGUGCGAUUUCGAUAGAAGGUGGAGAAGAAGUAGGUGGUGAAGCGGAAGCAGGCAGUAGCACGAAUGCUGGCCCUGGUAAGCCCAAAAAGCCCCUUGCACCGAGGCAACUGCUGGAGCAGAAAUAUCUGGAAAAACUACGCCCUUUUCAUCUCCAAAUUGAAGAUCUGCACGACGGUGGUAACGAUAAAAGAAGUCGAGGUAAGAACAGCAAACAGGACACGGCAACCGAGGCAGCAGACACAACAUCUCCAGCAACCACAGAUGCCGCUGACCUCAUCAUUGAGCGCUUUAGUAUCUCUGUCAAGGGUCAAAAGCUGUUUGACGACGCGAAGUUGCAGAUCGCGCAUGGUCGACGAUACGGUUUUCUUGGUCCGAAUGGUCGUGGAAAAUCGACCCUGCUCUUACACAUUGCAGCUCGUAAAUUUCCCCUGCCUAGUACUUGGGAUGUGGUGUUAGUGGAGCAAGAGGUCGACUCCUCAGAUACGAGGACAGUAGUCGAAGAGGUGCUUUUCGCAGAUCAAGAUUUAGAACGAUGGCGAAGAGAAGAAACUGAAGUGUUUGCGAAAUUAGAACAACUUUGUGGACGAGAAGAAGAUGGAAGUGAGAAACAGACAUCACCCACUCCUGAACAAGCACAAUCCGCAGCACAAGAAACAAUUGAUCUGGAAUCCCUAGUGGCACGAGCGCAGCAGCUAGGGGACUUAUUGGCUGAGAAGGAUGGGGCAGAAGGUGAAGUUCGGAAGAUCUUAGCAGGUUUAGGCUUCACAGAUGCUCAAAUGGACUGGCCAACAGAUCGCUUUUCAGGCGGAUGGAGAAUGCGUAUGGCGAUUGCGAAAGGUCUAAUACUAUUGAAGUUUUCUAGUGUAUGAACAAGAGUAGGACUCUCACUCUCACAUUGUUUUCCAUUCGUCAGAUGGGUUUCACCAAAAUGGUGCGCACUUUUAUGUUCUAGUUCAUCUUACACUUACUCUCGAAUCUAGUACACAACCAACUCGAACCCGCACUCAGGUCUCUUCGUCCGCCCCAAGCUUCUUCUUCUUGACGAGCCUACAAACCAUUUGGACCUCGAAGCCGCUUUCUGGCUUGAGGACUACCUGUCCAAGUAUCCACACACCGUUAUCACGGUUUCCCACGACGCCGAAUUCCUAGACUCGGUUUGUACGGACAUCAUGGCCCUCACUGAAAACAGCAAGUUGCUCUACGCCAAGGGCGGAUACAAUGCGUACAAGCAAAAGCGGGAUCAAGAACGCGCUUCGGCGUUGAAGGAGCUGAAGAAAGCGAAUCCAAAGGCGACAGCGGCAAGUUUGAAACUAGGUGCGCAUAAAGAGUAUGUGGUAAAUUUUGCUUUUGCGGGUGGAGCGGAAGAGCGAGGAAAAAACUCCGUGGCAUUGGGGAUCGGCGUGAAUGACGUCAGUUUUGGCUACAACAAACGGAAAGGGUACGAUGAAUCAACAUCAACAACCUCCACCAACAAAACAAAAACCUCCGCCUCUACCGAAAGUGCCGAUCGCUUUUCUUCUUUGCUCUUUGACCGCCUUUGCCUGCGUGUAGAUGAAGAUUCGCGGAUUGCUUUAGUUGGGCCUAACGGCUGCGGAAAGAGUACGCUUUUGCGAUUGUUGAUGAAGAUGAUCGAUCCCACAGAGGAAGCUGACCAUUUUAGAGGCGAAGGCAGCGUGGAUCAUAGUCGAGGUCUGAGAAUAGGCUACUAUUCGCAGCAUUUUGACGAACUUCUACCGUUAAGCGAUGCCACCGCAACCUCAAGCAGUAAAGCUCCAGCACAAGCGCCAAAAGGAAAAGCUCGAGGCCCACCCGUGCCCUGUAGUUCUACCGCUUGUUCCUUCCUCCAGAAAGAGUUCAAUCUCACCGAACAACAAGCAAGAGCUAAACUCGGCAGCUUUGGCCUACCAUCGAAACAACACUUGAUUCCUUUGACCGAAUUGUCAGGUGGUCAAAAAGCUCGUGUCUGCUUUGCCAAGAUUUGCCUGUCCAAACCCCACUUGUUGAUCUUCGACGAGCCGACGAAUCAUUUGGAUAUCGAGUCCGUCGAAGCCUUGAUCGAAGCCCUAGACGAGUACAAAGGCGGCGUUAUUCUAGUCAGUCACGAUGCAAGACUGGUCCAAGCUUUGACAUCUUCGUCAAGUAAUAAAAAUGAUGCGGCUCCCGCGGAUGCAGUCGUGUACAGAGUGGGGAAGACGAGUGCGGGUGCAGCAACUGGGUUGGAGGAGAUCAAUUUUCGAUCGUAUGUGCGACAUGUCCUAAACGAAAUUGAGUUGCGAGCAUUGGCGAUGCAGCAGAAGCUGGCGGAGAAGCAGCAGAGAGCGAAGCAGAAUCGCAAAGAGUUGCUGGCAAAGACGAAGCACUUGAAGAAGAAAUAA
This is a messenger RNA of Amoebophrya sp. A25, 3183 nucleotides long. Lineage: Eukaryota; Dinophyceae; Syndiniales; Amoebophryaceae. The record is from the annotation of a GenBank genome assembly.